UCAAAAGACAACGGUUGUUCGUUAGAAGAUGAACUUUUCAAGCGAAGCUACAAGAAAUGUAUCGUUACAGAUCAGUUUAGACGUUCCAAUGAACAUUCGACCUAUGUCAUUAACGCAACAAAGUUACCGGUAUGUCAUCAUUGUUGUUGGAGCUUUGAUCAAUUCCCUUGUUGUGUUGGUGAUACGUUACUCUCGUCAGCUCCACUAUCCUCGUCACGUGUACUGGGGAGCAAUUUCAUUAAUCAACCAAUGCUACCUGGUUCAAUCAAUUUUGGAAAUAGUGGCCAUCGUAGAUCACAAUCGUGGGGCAUGUCAAGCUUUCGUACUCAACGCCGGAGUGUAUUACACAAUUAUGUUGACAUUCCUUGCCCUCGCAGCUCUUGAUCGUUAUUUGGCUAUAGCGCGAUAUGAGUGGUACAAGAGGAAAGUCACUAAUCGAGCCACCAUUUAUUUUUUACUCUUCGUUUAUGUCGUAACACACAUGGCGAUCAUCAGCCCAUUCUGGACUGGCUUUAAAACUAUAAAAAAUUGUGCAGUAAACGUCACUCAUAUGCACUGUGUCAUGAUUUACGACUUACUAUUGGGCGUCCUCUGCGUGGUUUUGCACCUUAUGAUAUUCAUUCGAUCACGGGAAGCCACUCGUCAAUAUCCAAACUUUCACGGAGCUCCAGUAGCGCUUCGAUUCCAUCAAACAGCUCUCACGAACGUUACUCCUGCGACCGGUGAACAGGUUCAUGCCAAUUCAACCCGUAAUAAUCGACCUUCGCGUCAGGUUGGUCAACUUGCCGAAUCCGAAGCGAACGCAGUAGAGACACCGUGUUUUCCGUGGUUGUAUAAUCGUCCGAGAUUCAACCGACUAGAAAUUCGUGCUGCCUUUAGUAUGUCGAUCAAUGUUUUGCCGGUUUGGCUGUGUACUUUUCCCGUCACCGUGAACACUAUCUUCAUCUAUUGGUGCAUUCGUCUUGAAACAAGUUGCCCGAUUGUCUUCCGACUCAAUCCGUAUCUCUGUGAUUUAUUCCUCUUCCACACUGUUUAUAACCCUUUGAUGUAUACGCUCACCAGUACGGAAUUCAAGCGAGCCGUGAUGCAUUUGAAACAGAAACUAAAAUGUAAUCGAUGCAACUAACAAAUAUAGGAGUUGUCAAUGGGGGAAAAUAUACGGUAGAUACGGUUUAUGAUUUUAACAAAGUUUGACGG
Molecule: messenger RNA, 1197 nt
Organism: Daphnia magna
Lineage: Eukaryota; Metazoa; Arthropoda; Branchiopoda; Diplostraca; Daphniidae
Product: 5-hydroxytryptamine receptor 1F
Exons: 2
Coding region: 29-1126 (365 amino acids)
Biological process (GO): G protein-coupled adenosine receptor signaling pathway; adenylate cyclase-activating G protein-coupled receptor signaling pathway
Cellular component (GO): membrane
Molecular function (GO): G protein-coupled receptor activity
Source: RefSeq, a predicted model, not a curated record